CUCGACCAAUCAGGAGAGACCUGUCUGUAACUGCUAGGGGGUCCUCUCAGUCUGAGGUGGGCGCAGCAGCUGAGCGGGUCUCGUUGCCAUUCGCCUUAUGAUUCUCUCGCCGGCCUGUAACGCUCUGCUUUCCUUGAGGCGAAAGAGAGGCGACGGAAAAGGAGUAGCAGCAGCGGGAAGGGGUUGGCAGGAGCAUGGCGGCCUCGGCGUCGGAAAAAGGCAACAAGAAGAAGACGGAGAAGAAACUGGCCGCUCGGGAAGAGGCUAAGUUGUUGGCCAGCUUCAUGGGCGUCAUGAAUGCCAUGAGGAAGCAAAAAACGCUCUGUGAUGUCAUUCUCAUGGUCCAAGAAAGAAAAAUUCCAGCUCACCGUGUUGUCCUUGCUUCAGCCAGUCACUUCUUCAACUUAAUGUUUACCACAAAUAUGAUUGAAUCAAAAUCAUUUGAAGUGGAAUUAAAAGAUGCUGAGCCUGACAUUAUUGAGCAGCUUGUGGAAUUUGCUUAUACUGCAAGAAUUUCCGUAAACAGCAACAAUGUCCAGUCAUUGUUAGAUGCAGCAAAUCAAUAUCAAAUUGAACCUGUGAAAAAAAUGUGUGUGGACUUCUUGAAGGAGCAAGUUGAUGCUUCAAAUUGCCUUGGAAUAAGUGUGUUAGCAGAAUGUCUUGACUGUCCAGAACUGAAGGCAACUGCAGAUGAUUUCAUCCAUCAGCACUUUACAGAGGUUUACAAAACAGAUGAAUUUCUGCAGCUAGAUGUCAAACGUGUGACACAUCUCCUGAACCAGGAUACACUUACUGUAAGGGCAGAAGAUCAGGUUUAUGAUGCUGCUGUCAGGUGGCUGAAAUACGAUGAACCAAAUCGUCAGCCCUACAUGGUCGACAUUCUAGCAAAAGUCAGGUUUCCAUUAAUUUCAAAGAAUUUCCUCAGUAAAACUGUACAGGCUGAGCCACUUAUCCAGGACAAUCCAGAAUGCCUCAAAAUGGUUAUCAGUGGAAUGAGAUACCACCUGCUUUCUCCAGAGGACAGAGAAGAAUUAGUGGAUGGGACUCGCCCACGAAGGAAAAAACACGAUUAUCGCAUUGCCUUGUUUGGAGGGUCACAGCCACAAUCAUGUCGCUAUUUUAAUCCAAAGGAUUACAGCUGGACAGACAUCAGAUGUCCCUUUGAAAAGCGACGGGAUGCAGCCUGUGUCUUCUGGGACAAUGUAGUUUAUAUUUUGGGUGGUUCUCAGCUUUUUCCUAUAAAGCGGAUGGACUGCUACAAUGUUGUGAAAGAUAGCUGGUAUUCCAAACUGGGGCCUCCAACGCCCCGCGAUAGCCUUGCAGCUUGUGCAGCAGAGGGAAAAAUUUAUACUUCUGGAGGUUCAGAAGUAGGAAAUUCCGCAUUAUAUCUGUUUGAAUGUUAUGAUACAAGAACUGAAAGCUGGCACACAAAGCCCAGCAUGUUGACACAGCGGUGUAGCCAUGGAAUGGUAGAGGCAAAUGGCCUGAUUUAUGUAUGUGGAGGAAGUUUAGGAAACAAUGUUUCUGGCAGAGUCUUGAGCUCUUGUGAAGUUUACGAUCCAGCAACAGAAACGUGGACAGAGCUGUGCCCAAUGCUUGAAGCCCGAAAGAAUCAUGGCCUGGUGUUUGUGAAAGACAAAAUAUUUGCUGUGGGUGGACAGAAUGGCUUAGGUGGUUUAGACAACGUAGAAUAUUACGAUAUUAAAAUAAAUGAGUGGAAGAUGGUCUCCCCCAUGCCAUGGAAAGGUGUAACAGUCAAGUGUGCUGCAGUGGGGUCUAUCAUUUAUGUCUUGGCUGGUUUUCAAGGUGUAGGUCGCCUGGGGCACAUCCUUGAAUAUAACACUGAAACAGAUAAAUGGAUAGCCAACGCCAAAGUCCGUGCUUUCCCAGUGACUAGCUGUUUAAUCUGUGUUGUUGAUACUUGUGGAGCAAAUGAGGAAACACUAGAGAUUUGAAGACUUCAAGAAGAUUCUUCUAAGGAGCUCCUGAAAAAAAUAGUUUGCUACUUGUGAUUCUUUUUGUUUUAGUUUGUAAUAUUUUGGGAAAUUCAGAAUACAAUACUUUUUUUAUCUGCAAUAUAUAAUCUGGAUUUGUUUGUUUGAGUUUUAUUUUCACCUUCCUUCUUAAUGACUUGAAGUAUUUUGAGACUUUACCAAUCCACACUGAAGACAAUCUCUUUCAGGUAUGCUUGUGUAUUUCUUCAGCAAACAAAAUCUGUCUGAAGUACAUUAUGGAGUAUUUCAAAAACAAUUGUAAAAUACUACCUGCAUUUUUCAAGUGACAGUACUGAAGUUGUUCGGGUAGUACAUAUGACUUGAAACAAAACUAUCAUUAACUGCGACAUGUUUGCGCAAACAGCUGUUUUGCAGAGGAACAUUCUACAUUACUGCGAUGCAGCUUCAUCAUAGGAUUGGAGUUCUGCAAUAUCAAGGUCCAGUUGUUCAAGAAGUACUUGAAUGAACAUCAUACGUUUCCAGAUCCUUCUAUUUAUAUUGAGUUAACAGGGUAUAUCUGUAUAUGAACAUCUAUUUCUCUUGUGUUUGUGUUUUAUUUCACAACUAGAAUGAUAAUCCGGUGAGGUUUUUAAUUAUAUUUGCACAAACCAUAUUGUCCUGUGUUGUUUCCACUAUAGCCUUCCUGCCAUAUUCAGGAGAUAUGGUUCUUCUUCCGAAGUGCAGUUGCCUUCUAAAAUACUGACUUGUAAAGAUGAGAGUACAUGUCACAACCCUCCUAUCCCCAUGGGAGUUUUGCGGGCUUUAAGAAUAAACAUGCUAUUGCCUUUGAUGCGCCUCUUUUUAUAUGGGAUGAGGAAAUGUAGGCAGGGAUACUCUAGAAUGGAAGCUACUCAUGACUUCACAGGUCUCAUUCCUGGUGAAUACAAAAGUUUUGCUUGUAUUUAUGGUCCUUUUUUGUCAGAUAAAUAAAUACAAAUUAUACUAUUUUGUUCUCUUGCUCUGGUUUUCUUUCUUGGACAGUCUGGGGAAACCAAGAAGUAGUUUUAUCAAUUCCUUCUCGUUCCUUAUUUGUACUGGAAUAGAUCACCAUCCAUACAUAUUUCUUCUUAUAUAUACUGUUAAAGGGCCAUAGGUCUGCAUGUUAGAAAGUGAAUGCCUUUCUAGCUUGUUUGGCAUGAAAAAUAUACUCUAGUUACUUAAGUUCAAUAUUUUCCUCCAAUUCUCAUCUGCUUUUACAACUUCUGGUGAGCCAUCUCUUCUAAGCUGGAACUUCUAAUAUUUUAAAUUUGGGUACCUUGUUUUUCAUACUACCUGUUAGACAUAACAUUCUAGAAUUAAUGAUUUUUGAAUCAAUAUUGGUUCAGUAUGGACAGUGUGUCACCUACACAGGGAAAUACAGUUCCACCUUUUCAGAACGUUUUUUUUUCUCAUGUCGGAAUUUUAAACAAAUUCUGAAGCACAUUUUUUAUAAUUCUGCCUUGGGGGGGGGGGGGUUCUUUUUAAAAGAUUGAGAUCAAAAAAAGAUAAAUCUCACCAGUGUACAGCAGUAUACUAUAAUGACAUUGUUUCAAUAAUUGCACAAUUUUUUAAAAACUCUUGCAAAUUAAUUUCUUUAUCAUGUGUAUUUAGCUACAGUUGAUGAAAUAUGGGCAGUGUGGUAUCAAAGUGUCACUUCAUGAUUCUAUAUUUCUACAUGUUCUGUAUCUAGGCAAUAUGUGACAAAUUUCUUUUGUUUGUACAUUCUUAAUAUAUGAACACAAAAUGCAAAACAUUUUCUUGGACUGUUUUGGGUAUUGACAUAUGUAUUGACAAAGUUGUCUACAAAAAUACUCUAGUUAAGUUUUAGUUUUUGAGAAUGAAGAAAAUACUUCAGUGAAACUUGUUGAUCAGUAGACUUUGUUGAUUAAAUAUUUGUUUUUUCUUAA
Messenger RNA from Anolis carolinensis (green anole), 3880 nucleotides. It is a transcript of the gene klhl7, whose product is annotated as kelch like family member 7. Gene Ontology annotation, biological process: protein ubiquitination. The coding region runs from base 195 to 1955 and encodes 586 amino acids. The transcript has 11 exons. The record is from RefSeq and is a predicted model, not a curated record. Gene Ontology annotation, cellular component: Cul3-RING ubiquitin ligase complex. Gene Ontology annotation, molecular function: protein binding. Lineage: Eukaryota; Metazoa; Chordata; Lepidosauria; Squamata; Anolidae.